AUGUAGGAUGCUUAAGACAAGUUAGAAUUACAUUCAAAACUCUUGAAAUACCCUCCAUUCUACACCUUAUAAGAUCAUAAAGAGACUAGAAAGAAGCAGAUAACUUAAUGGAGUGAGAUUGUACAUCUCUACUUUCAAUCACAUAAAAUUUUGGAAUCCUCUAUUAGCGAAAUUCUUAAUUUUCCCAUAUUUUAAGAUUCAUCAUCUGGAAUAAUUAAGAAAUUAGAUUCUUCAGAAAUUAAAGAAAUACUUAAUUAAAUGGCACAAUUAGGAUCUAUAGAAUGGAAAAAUGAUUAAAAUUUCACUGUGAAUUUAGUCAGUCCAUUCGAGUUGGCUGAUGCAAUCUAUGCUUGGGCUAAGGAGAAAAAAUUGAUUGGCUACACUGAGACAUUAAGAGGAAUUACUGAGGGAAGCCAGACUGAUGAAUCUAAAAAAUUUUAUAAUUUACCUUAAGAGUAGAUUCUCAAGGCAUGCUUAAUUCUAGAAGAAACAGGAAGAUGUUAGGUUUAUGAAUUUGAUGGCUUGUAUAGUAUCAAAUUUAUAUGA
Paramecium tetraurelia is the source of this 546-nucleotide messenger RNA. RefSeq lists its product as uncharacterized. Gene Ontology annotation, cellular component: ESCRT II complex. NCBI's taxonomy places the organism in Eukaryota, Ciliophora, Oligohymenophorea, Peniculida, Parameciidae. The record is from RefSeq and is a predicted model, not a curated record. Gene Ontology annotation, biological process: protein transport to vacuole involved in ubiquitin-dependent protein catabolic process via the multivesicular body sorting pathway. The transcript has 3 exons. Gene Ontology annotation, molecular function: protein homodimerization activity; structural molecule activity.